Botrytis deweyae is the source of this 930-nucleotide messenger RNA. RefSeq lists its product as uncharacterized. NCBI's taxonomy places the organism in Eukaryota, Fungi, Ascomycota, Leotiomycetes, Helotiales, Sclerotiniaceae. The coding region runs from base 1 to 930 and encodes 309 amino acids. Gene Ontology annotation, molecular function: transferase activity. The record is from RefSeq and is a predicted model, not a curated record. The transcript has a single exon.
AUGGUUGUUCAAGUGGCCUCUGAAACUUCAAAGUUCGAUCAAUCGCGCUUUCUCAACGAUAUUCAAAUCCUCUCAGCUGCGAUCAACGCACCAUAUUCCGAGUCCACAACCAAAAAGAUUCUCUCUGUCUUCUCUGAUUCAUUUCAUGACGGUGUUGUUCUAUGGCGUGCAACAGACCGUCUGGGUGAUGCUUUAAAUUAUCGCUUCUACUCCCGAAGACCCAUAGAUACUGUGGCCAUUGCGUCAUCCGCCGGCCUUUUGUCUCCGGAUGUUGUCAGCACCCUUGGGAAAUUGGUUACAUCCUGGAGCUCGUUGUAUGAUGGCUUACCAGAAGAAUCGUGUGAUUUCGACGCAGAGAAGGGUUUGGUAAAAGCCUGGGUAUACAUGAGAGGCAUGAGACCACUCAGUGAUAUCUUGAGUGCCAAGGGCGUGCCAGAGAGCUUGAUCCAACAUGAGGAGAGAUUCAAGGCGCUGGAGUUGGAGAAGGUUCGUCAUGUGGCGGUCGACUACCAAAAGGGAACUAUGAAUUUGUAUUUUCGGGCCCAGGGACCUAUUUCUCUACAACAAGCUACUUCUUUCAACGCAUUAGCUGGUGCAGAACCACCGAGUCAAACUCAAUUCUUUGAAAUGCAAGAAUUCCUUAAUGCAGUGGGGUAUACAUUCGCGGUCACAAUCAAGGUCGAUAGCGGAGAAAUCGAGAGGGUGGGCUAUUAUGCAUUGAAAUUGCCAGAUAGAGCGGCGAAGAAGUGGCCGGCAAUCAAUGCGCAGUUGGAAAAGUUUGUGCAAUUUGCACCUAGUUAUGAUAGGGAAGAGAUGAAUGCCGUGGCGUGGAGUUUUGGAGGGACAAAGAGGUAUGUCAAGUUCGAGAGGAGCUAUUGUGGGGAACUGGUGCCCCUGAUUAAAGGAUGGGGGACUACUUUGAGUUCAUAA